GGAAUCAUUCGAGGUAGUGUGAGACACAAACGCGCCACGGCACCACACCCAGUGUACCCACCAUUGCGUCAAGGGACACAACACGGCCAUGCGUGUCGCGGUGAUUUUGCUGGCGUGCGUCGUCGCGCUCUGCUCGGCGCAGUUUCCAGACGGGCACAGACCAAUACCGAUCCCAAUACGAUCGGCGCGCUAUCAGAAAUUGCCGGCACCCCCGCGACCAAGCCCCGGAUCGCCGGCCGUUUUUCCCAAUCAACCCAAUCAACCCAAUCGACUUCGACGACCGAUCGCUUUCAGACCGCGAGGCCCCGGAGACGAUGCGCCCGGCACGUUCCGUCCCGUCCGACCGAAUCUUCCGGUCGCCGCGCCUCCUCCUUUCGUUCAUCAAGUGAAGCCGGUGAACGAGGACACCGAGGAGGAUGACAUACCGCGCGAGCACGGCGACAUCGAGGAUUCUCGCGAUCAGAGCCAGGAACCGAACAGCGAAGAGGAGGUGAGCGAGGAGGUGCCGCGUACAUCGCCGAGUCCUGUGUCGCGUAUCUCGUCAGCGGCUCCCGGACCGAUAGUUUAUCGGCCGCCUCAAGCGGUGACACCGACAAGCGUCCGGGGAAGUCCCGCAACACCUCCGCCACCGCCGCCGCCGCCGCCAAUUCAGUACCGACCUACGCAGAAGCCAACAAAGGCUCCGAGGAAGCAAAUUGUCGACGACAUAGCGUACAGACAGCCGAUCAAAGCGCCGCCGCCAAAGCCGCUGAAGCCGUCCCAAGAUUACGAAAUUCGCGGCAAAAAACCAGUAGCGCAGAUCAUUAGGAGAUAUCGGCACGACAAUGACGACGGUUCCAUCACGUGGGGUUUCGAGAACGAUGACGGAUCGUACAAGGAGGAGACGAUCGGUGUCGAUUGCAUAACGAGCGGCAAGUACGGAUACAUCGAUCCGGACGGUAUUCGACGCGAGUACACGUACGAGACCGGAAUCAAGUGCGACGAGGAGCAACGAGAGGAGGACGAGGAGAAUGGCUUCGUCGACUAUCAGGAGAACAAGCUGGUGCUUCCGGACGGGAAGACCAUCGAUCUCUCGUCGAUGGGCAAAAAGCAAGCGCGUCGACCGCAGUUUCAGUACAGAAAUUAAGAGCGCAGAUUGAUUCGCGCAUACUUUACACAUACUCGCCAUUAUCUCCUCGUCGCACUUGCAUCUUAUAAAUUUCAUGAGAUCAUUCAUGUUUUUGUUUUUUUUUUUUUUUUGUAAGAGUAAAUUUGAUAAAAAAUAAGUUAAGAGAUAUCGAGAUAUUAUAGCAAUACCAAUAAUACGUAUUGUAACUCUCAUGUAAGAUUACAUACACACAUGUAAGAUUACAUACGCUCGCAUACACACAAUAAUAUCCAUAGUGUAUAUAUAUAAUAUAUAAAUUAGAGUUGUAAUAAAUAAGUUAAUUAUAA
Messenger RNA from Pseudomyrmex gracilis, 1434 nucleotides. RefSeq names its product vegetative cell wall protein gp1-like. The transcript has 4 exons. Lineage: Eukaryota; Metazoa; Arthropoda; Insecta; Hymenoptera; Formicidae. Bases 89 to 1126 code for a protein of 345 amino acids. Gene Ontology annotation, cellular component: chitin-based extracellular matrix. The record is from RefSeq and is a predicted model, not a curated record. Gene Ontology annotation, molecular function: structural constituent of chitin-based larval cuticle.